Molecule: messenger RNA, 1028 nt
Organism: Manihot esculenta (cassava)
Lineage: Eukaryota; Viridiplantae; Streptophyta; Magnoliopsida; Malpighiales; Euphorbiaceae
Product: 50S ribosomal protein L7/L12
Exons: 2
Coding region: 295-876 (193 amino acids)
Biological process (GO): translation
Cellular component (GO): ribosome
Molecular function (GO): structural constituent of ribosome
Source: RefSeq, a predicted model, not a curated record
GAGCGAUUUGCACCUGGACGCCGAGCUCAAGGCCCAAUAGGCAAUAGCCUCGUUUCCAUGCGUUUUAUUUUUUUGGUCAAUAUCAAAACGCACAUGCUUAGGGUUUAAAGCUGCGGGGACUUAGGGGAGGGUUUUGCUCUACGAUCUGUGGCUUUCUGGAAGCAAAGUUUGCACCAUAAUUCUUGCAGUUCUACUCAUCAUAAGAAAGAAAAAAGGGAUUGCUUAAUUGAAUCUGAUAAUGUCUUCUCUGGCCUUAUCUGUUUUGUGAAUCAUUGUUUUACUGAUUCAUGAAAUAUGAAGUUUGUUGCACUUGUGAGAUCUGUUCAUGCCCGUUUUACUCUACAUGAAGUAACUGGACCCUUGCAGGUUCGCUUUUUCCAGCAUGAUUUUGUUCCUAGAGAUCCCAAGGCCAAGCCCAAAAAAUACAAAUAUCCAGCAUUCUAUGAUCCAUAUGGCCCUAGACCUCCACCCUCUGAAAAAAUCAUUGAACUUGCUGAGCGUAUUGCUGCUUUACCCCCUGAGGAGCGAUGUCAAAUCGGCCCUACUCUGCAAUACAAGUUAAAGCAUCCAAAACUGCAGACAAUUUCAACAGAAGGCAUGGACUUGGGUGUCCAAGGAUCCCCAGCUGCUGGAGCUACAAAGGUUGAGGAGAAGAAGGAGAAAACAGCAUUUGAUGUGAAGUUGGAGAAGUUUGAUGCAGCUGCAAAAAUCAAGGUUAUUAAAGAGGUGAGAGCUUUCACUAAUUUGGGAUUGAAGGAGGCCAAAGACUUGGUUGAGAAGGUACCUGUUUUGCUUAAACAAGGGGUCACAAAAGAGGAAGCAAAUGGCAUAAUAGAGAAGAUAAAAGCUGCUGGAGGAGUUGCAGUUAUGGAGUGAUAGCUUGAGCUUUGUUGUAUAAUUGGUUCUUGGUUCCAGUUUAAUGGGCUGAGCAUUGCAUGGAAGAAUGACAAUCUCAAUACUCAGGCAUUGAUAUCUAUUAGCAAUUGUUAUCAGGGAUAUGAUUCAAUAAUUAGUUUAAACUUGCUUCA